ACAGUUGACAACUGAGAGGACAGCAUAUCAUUCAGCUACAAAGAAGCCAAAAUGCUCCAUGACAAAGCAGUUGCAACAGUUACCCUCCUGUUCCUGGGCUCUUGCGGCAUAUUGCUGACAUGUGCUCUGGAAACUACAGCUCCAAUUGCAGAUGAAUGUCAGGUGACACCUGUCAUUCACGUCCUGCAAUAUCCUGGCUGUGUACCAAAACCUAUUCCAUCUUUUGCAUGCACAGGACGCUGCAGUAGCUACUUACAGGUUUCUGGAUCCAAGAUAUGGCAGAUGGAAAGAUCUUGCAUGUGCUGCCAAGAAAGUGGAGAACGUGAAGCUAGUGUGUCACUUUUCUGCCCCAAGGCAAAACCUGGAGAACGAAAAUUCAGAAAGGUGACAACAAAAGCUCCUCUGGAAUGUAUGUGUCGCCCUUGUACAGGAGUUGAAGAAAGUGCUGUUAUACCCCAAGAAAUUGCUGGUUACGCUGAUGAAAGUACUCUCACCAGUCACUUUAGAAAGUCACAAUAGAAAUAUGAUGUUCAAACACUUUUCUAUUUAAAUGAAUUAUUUGAUAUCAUACAACAUUUUAUUUGGAAUUGUUAAAAAAAUGUUAUUAUACUAUAAGUCUCACAAAAGCUUGUACAAAAACUUUUCAAAAAACUUUGUUUCAUCCAGUAUUAAGCUUUUUUACAACUGACCAAUUUAGAAAGAAUUCACACUGAAUUUUAAUUUAUUUCAGUCCAAGGUAAACUAAAUAUUACAUAUUGUACUCAACAAUUAUAUCUAUUAAAUAAAAUAAUCCACAACACUG
Gryllus bimaculatus (two-spotted cricket) is the source of this 802-nucleotide messenger RNA. The record is from the annotation of a GenBank genome assembly. NCBI's taxonomy places the organism in Eukaryota, Metazoa, Arthropoda, Insecta, Orthoptera, Gryllidae.